Mercurialis annua (annual mercury) is the source of this 2162-nucleotide messenger RNA. Its product is annotated as protein DETOXIFICATION 56. Gene Ontology annotation, biological process: xenobiotic detoxification by transmembrane export across the plasma membrane. The record is from RefSeq and is a predicted model, not a curated record. The transcript has a single exon. Bases 306 to 1826 code for a protein of 506 amino acids. Gene Ontology annotation, molecular function: xenobiotic transmembrane transporter activity; antiporter activity. NCBI's taxonomy places the organism in Eukaryota, Viridiplantae, Streptophyta, Magnoliopsida, Malpighiales, Euphorbiaceae. Gene Ontology annotation, cellular component: membrane.
GAGGGACUGCAGAAAACCAAAAAAGGACCUGAAAAUCAAAAAUUAUGUAAGUAGAGGGACCUGAAGAAUAAAAAAAUAGUACAAGGGCUUUUUGAACAAAAAUAAUAUAGUACAAGGGCCUUUAGAUGGGUUUAGCCUUAUUAUUACUCUCUUCCUCAAAGCCAUAAUUCCCUGCUUUCUUUACAAACUAACUCCCUCACGAAAUCCAUGCACUCAAAUUUAAUCUCUAAGAGCCCCAAAAAAAGCUCCCACCUUUCAUCAACAAGAUUAUAACUUUAGUAUUAAUCCCUCAACCCAUUUUCCUUAUGCACAUUAUGUCUACCACCACCAUAUCAAAUUUGGAACCAAACUCAGUUGCCAAAACAUCAUCAGAUAUAAUAAUCUCACCAAAAUGGCCUACCAAACUUAUGCAAUUGAUCAUUUCGGAGAUGCGAACGCAGCGUGCGAUAGCCCUUCCCUUACUAGCAAUGAACUUGACAUGGUUUGCCAAGACAGCUAUAACAACAGCUUUCCUAGGCCGACUCGGGAAGCUCCAGUUAGCUGGUGGCGCUCUCGGGUUCAUGUUUGCGAACGUCACCGGCUUCUCUGUCUUGAAUGGGCUAUGUGGUGCCAUGGAACCUAUCUGUGGUCAAGCUUAUGGUGCUAAGAAUUUUAGGUUGCUCCAUAAGACACUUGUUAUGACAACUUUGUUGUUGCUAUUAGUAACUCUGCCUAUAUCUUUCUUGUGGCUUAAUGUUGACAAAGUUUUAAUUCAGUUUGGCCAGCAAGAAGAGAUUUCAAUAAUUGCAAAAAAGUAUCUUUUCUAUCUUUUACCUGAUUUAGUAAUCAUUUCUUUGCUUUGUCCUCUCAAGGCAUACUUGAGCACUCAAGGUGUAACACUUCCUAUAAUGUUUAGUUCAGCUUUAGCUCUAGCUUUGCAUAUACCUGUCAAUAUCUUUCUUGUAAGAGCUAAGGGUCUUGAAGGUGUCUCCAUGUCGAUAUGGAUAACCGAUCUCGUUGUUGUGAUCUUAUUAGCUUUAUACGUGUUGGUGACAGAAAAUUAUAGAAAUGGAGGGAAAUGGAAGGACGGGGGAUGGUUAGACCACAGCAUACGCGACUGGCUUAGGUUGAUAAAGUUGUCGGCCCCAUGUUGCCUUACUACCUGCCUUGAAUGGUGGUGCUGGGAGAUCCUGGUAUUGCUCACGGGGCGACUGGCCAACGCCGAGCAAGCAGUUGGAGUGAUCGCAAUCGUGCUAAACUUUGAUUAUUUGCUCUAUUCUGUGAUGCUUACUCUAGCAACAUGUGCUUCUAUCCGAGUUUCCAAUGAACUCGGAGCCAAUGAGGCAGGGAUUGCUUAUCGAUCAGCAUAUGUGUCUGUCGGUGUGAGCUUGGUAUUGGGUUUACUUGGUGGGUUGGUGAUGGUAGGAGUUAGGGGUAUAUGGGCACCUUUGUUUACCCAUGACAGAGGACUUAUACGAGGCGUAAAGAAGAUGAUGUUGCUAAUGGCUAUGAUAGAAGCAGUAAACUUUCCAUUAGCAGUAUGUGGUGGUGUCGUGCGGGGAACAGCUAGGCCUUGGUUGGCAAUGUACGCCAAUCUAGGCGGGUUCUACCUCUUAGCUUUACCAGUAGCUGUGGCUUUAGCAUUUAAGGCAAGACUAGGACUGGGCGGGUUGUUGUUAGGUUUUCUGGUUGGAAUGUCAGCAUGCUUAGCGUUGUUAGUUGUGUUUGUUGUGAAAAUUAAUUGGGAUGUAGAAGCUGAUAAGGCACAAAAACUUUCCAGUGACGUGCAAGAGAACAUUCAAGAAAAUCACAGACCUAGUGAAACACUGGAUGAAGCUCAUGUGUGAAAAUGUUUCAUCUCGAUCAUCUCUUUUCGAUGAUUUGCAAUUUCAAUUCUUCAUCAAAUUCUGAAUGAAAAGAAUUACAUAAGUGCUCAUAAAAGAACCUGAAGGCAUCAACCAUCUACAAAUCCGGGUCCAGAACUUAAGGACUCGAGCUCUUUGGCUUUCUCAUCAUUAAAGCCAAGUGUAGCCAAUACCUUGUAACCUGGGGAGUCGACUUCUGACCAGAUGCCGAGAACUAGAUCACUUGUCGUAACUUCCUCAUUAUCUCCUGUAAUUGAGAUGUACAUUAGUCGAGAGCAAGUGAUUAUAGCUAUCUUCAUAGUAAGCAUAGACAGCUAA